Messenger RNA from Dentiscutata erythropus, 762 nucleotides. NCBI's taxonomy places the organism in Eukaryota, Fungi, Glomeromycota, Glomeromycetes, Diversisporales, Gigasporaceae. The record is from the annotation of a GenBank genome assembly.
AUGGAAUUAGACAAUAAUAUAUCAUCAAAUGUCUAUACAACUUCAAAAAAUGAAGAAAAGAAUGAAAAAUUAGUUCCAAAAUUUUGGGUCGAUAAAUAUAAAAAAGAAGCUUCAAAGAAUUGGGAUUUAUUUUAUAAAAGAAAUACUACUAAAUUUUUUAAAAAUCGUAAUUGGGUUGGACGUGAGUUUCCAGAACUUUCAUUUGAGAGCGAUCUCAAGCAAGAACGAAAAGUCAUCUUAGAAUUAGGUUGUGGAGUAGGAAACUUUAUGUUUCCAGUUUUAGAAUCAAAUCCUAAUUUCUUUAUUUACGCCUGUGACUUUUCAAAACGUGCUAUCGAAUUCAAUCAUGAACAGUAUGAUAAUUCAAGAUGUCAUGCCUUUGUUUGCGAUUUAACAACUGAUAAUUUGAAAGACAAUAUACCAUCAGGAAAUAUAGACGUUGUUUCAUUAAUAUUUAUAUUGUCAGCUAUACCACCGGAAAAUCAUUACACUGUAAUUCGUAAUAUAUCAGAGGUUACAAAAAAAGAAUCAAUAAUAUGUUUUCGUGACUAUGCAAAAAAUGAUGAAACUGAAAUUAGAUUUUCAAGUAUAACAGCUCAGCAUAAAUUACAAGAAAAUUUAUACGUUAGACAAGAUGGAACAAUGUCUUAUUUUUUUACUCUUGAAUAUUUAAAGGAAAUAUUUGAAAAAAAUGGCUUCUUUGAAUUUGUUGAUGGUGGUUAUGUCGCAAGAGAAACUGAAAUUUCUUCAGGCGAGAUUUAG